AAAGGAGCGCAAACCGGAGCUCAGGCUUCAGUCCAAUGGGAUUAAGUGCGCGCGCGGUGUGGAGUUUAUAACCAUCCCGAAGAGACGCCAUGUUUCCCCGCGGUCCUGCUCGGGACUCCCGGUUGUGCUGAACGACCUCAUGAUCUUCGCCUAGAUGACCUUUGUGAAGCUACGCUAUGGAAGACCGCGCCAAGAGCUGGUCUUCCCUGUAGAAUGGUAGCACACGGCGCCGUGGAAGACACGUCAGGCACUUCAGCGGAUCGCCGAGCCCCAGUCUCGCACCCCGAAAACCGCACACAUUUCCGCUUGUUCAGGAGCGAGGGCGACUUCAAGACCAUUGUCGAGACCACGUCCAUGCUGGAGGAGAGUGGCUUUUACUGGGGGCCCAUGACGGUCGAGGAGGCCCACCACAAACUCAAGAAGGAACCGGUGGGAACUUUCCUGAUCCGGGACAGUCAACAGAAGGACGUUUUCUUUACGCUGAGCUACAGGGCGCCUUCGGGUCCCGUCAGCGUUCGGAUACAAUUCCAGAACUCACGCUUCAGUCUGGGGAGCAAGGAGUCGUUCGAAACGCUCUUCCAGCUGCUGGAACACUACUCCAGCUCGGCGAAGAGGAGCCUGUUGCGGCCGUACAGGAAGCAGCGCACACGCUCACUGCAGGAACUCUGCCGCAAACGGAUUAUGGAAACGUCCGGAGCGCAGGCUAUCGAUCAACUUCCAGUCAAUCCUGUCGUCAAAGACUUCCUCCGCUCUUUUCCAUAUCGACUCUGAAGGCUCGGACGCAUUAAUGCACCGCUACGGAAAUAUGCUUGCCAUACUUGACGGAUCCAAACGGGCACUUUGUAGCACACUUUGGAAAGACUUGAACACUUGAAAGUUUACGUCAUCCUUGAAUGUUUACACUAUAAUGCAGGGAGUUUCAGUGCUUCCUGUGAUUCUGUUUUUGCUAUGCAAAAAUCUAUAUUUCUUUACCAGUAUUUUUAUACUAAUAAUAAAUGUAUUUUUAAACCAUUGAAAAA
Messenger RNA from Neoarius graeffei (lesser salmon catfish), 1019 nucleotides. It is a transcript of the gene socs1a, whose product is annotated as suppressor of cytokine signaling 1a. The record is from RefSeq and is a predicted model, not a curated record. Gene Ontology annotation, biological process: phosphatidylinositol phosphate biosynthetic process; intracellular signal transduction. Gene Ontology annotation, cellular component: phosphatidylinositol 3-kinase complex. Gene Ontology annotation, molecular function: 1-phosphatidylinositol-3-kinase regulator activity. Bases 214 to 771 code for a protein of 185 amino acids. NCBI's taxonomy places the organism in Eukaryota, Metazoa, Chordata, Actinopteri, Siluriformes, Ariidae. The transcript has 2 exons.